Phyllostomus discolor (pale spear-nosed bat) is the source of this 3029-nucleotide messenger RNA. RefSeq names its product inositol polyphosphate-5-phosphatase E (gene INPP5E). Gene Ontology annotation, biological process: phosphatidylinositol dephosphorylation. NCBI's taxonomy places the organism in Eukaryota, Metazoa, Chordata, Mammalia, Chiroptera, Phyllostomidae. Bases 231 to 2204 code for a protein of 657 amino acids. Gene Ontology annotation, molecular function: inositol-polyphosphate 5-phosphatase activity. The transcript has 11 exons. The record is from RefSeq and is a predicted model, not a curated record.
AGUCGAGGCGGCUGCGGAGGCCUGCAGGGGCCGGGGAGCAGGCGGCGGCUAGAGGCCCUGGGGGGCUCCCGGACUGGAGGCCUCCGGCCAUGCAGCCGCUGGCCCCGCCCCCGCAGGUCUUGUCCGGGCCCUGGCGCUGCUGCUGGGGGCACCUGGCCACGCACCCCUGACACUGGGCGUCGCCAGCAGCCCCCGAGGAGCCGUCUUCUGGGCGUGCUGGGCCCUGGACUAUGCCCUCCAAGUCAGUCUCCCCGGGGCCCUCGGAGCCGGCUCCCCAGCAGCCCGCCGCCCAGGGGCACCUGCCGCCGGAAGGAAGAAUGCUCGGGGGGCAGCUCCCCAACACAGACAAGGGCCUGGUCCCCGGCCGGGGGUCCCCGCCCACCGACAGCUGUGCCGGGCCCGAGCAGAGCCCAGUGGUCCCUCUGCACAUCCCAGCAAAAACCAGCACUGAAGACCCUCAGGCUGCAGCAAAACCCUUCACCCCAAAGCCGCCGGCGAGGCCCAGGCUGGAGCGGGCGCUGUCCCUGGACGAGAAGGGGUGGAGGAGCAGGCGUCUGCGCGGCAGCCGGGAGGACCUGGCCUCCCGGAACGGGGCCAGCCCCUCCCGGGGCUCCUUGCAGGACCAGGGCCCCGGGCCCCCCGCCCACCCUCGCUCCCCGCCCUGCCUGAGCACCUCCUGGCAGGAAAUCCCCACGUCCCGCGGGACUGUGGGCCGCGUGGGCGGGAGCCCCUCCUCGUGGGGGAACGGCGUCUCUGGGACCGUCGGCGCCUCCCUGGACACCCUGCACCGGAACGGGGCCUCGGCCGGGAGCACCCCCAGGCUGGCCAGCGGGCUCCCCGCACACCUGCUGCCCGCCCUGGACUGGAACGUGGCUUCCAACUCCCUGCGGGCAGCAAACAAGGUGGACGCAGACCACGCUGACUUCACGCUCCGCCUGCAGACCAGGCUGUUGCGGACCCACAGCAGCCUGGGCCCCAGCCGGCCCGCCAGCCCCCUGGCCGGCGACGACGGCUCCCUGCGCUCCGCCAAGUCCUCCUUCAGCCUCCUGGCACCCAUCCGGGCCAAGGACGUCCGGGACAGGAGCUACCUGCAGGGGAGUCUCCUGGCCAGCGGGGCCCUGAUGGGGGCGGAGGAGCUGGCCCGCUACUUCCCGGACCGGAGCGUGGCCCUGUUCGUGGCGACGUGGAACAUGCAAGGCCAGAAGGAGCUGCCUCCCAACCUGGAUGAGCUCCUGCUGCCCCCGGAGGCCGACUACGCCCAGGACCUGUACGUCGUCGGGGUCCAGGAGGGCUGCUCCGACAGGCGGGAGUGGGAGGUGCGCCUGCAGGAGACGCUGGGCCCGCACUACGUCAUGCUGCACUCGGCAGCCCACGGGGCGCUGCACGUGUCCGUGCUCAUCCGCCGGGACCUCAUCUGGUUCUGCUCGGAGGUGGAGAGCUGCACGGUGACCACGCGCAUCGUGUCCCAGAUCAAGACCAAGGGCGCCCUGGGUGUGGGCUUCACCUUCUUCGGCACCUCCUUCCUCUUCAUCACGUCCCACUUCACCUCCGGGGACGGGAAGGUCAGCGAGCGGCUGCUGGACUACAGCAGGACCGUCCAGGGCCUGGCCCUGCCCAAGAACGUGCCGGACACCUGCCCCUACCGCUCCGACUCCGCCGACGUCACCACGCGCUUCGACGGGGUGUUCUGGUUCGGGGACUUCAACUUCCGUCUGAGCGGCGGGCGCCCGGCGGUGGAGGCCCUCCUGAAGCAGGACCCGGGGGCCAGCGUGCCCGCCCUGCUGCAGCUGGACCAGCUCACCCGGGAGAUGAAGAAGGGGACCAUCUUCAAGGGCUUCCGGGAGCCGGACAUCCACUUCCUGCCGUCGUACAAGUUCGACGUGGGGAGGGACUCCUACGACACCUCGUCCAAGCAGAGGACCCCGUCCUACACGGACCGGGUCGUGUACCGCAGCCGCCACAAGGACGACAUCUGCCCGCUGCGGUACUCCUCCUGCCCCGGCGUCAGGACCUCCGACCACCGCCCCGUGUACGGCCUGUUCCGCGUCAGAGUGAGGCCGGGCAGAGACAACAUCCCGCUGGCUGCCGGCAAGUUUGACCGCGAGCUGUACUUGAUCGGGAUUAGGAGGCGGAUCUCCAAAGAGAUCCAGAGGCAGCAGGCCCUGAAGACACAGCACUCCAGCGCCAUCUGCACCGUCUCCUGAGGGGUGUACCCGGAGGCCGCCCGUCACCUGCCACCGCCUGCGUCCCCAGAAAGGACGGGGUGGCUGCCGCCUGGGACUGCUCUGCCUGUAGGGAUGCUGACGACCCGCUGCCAGAGGCUGACCUACCUCCUCAGCAAGACCCCGACCCAGCCGUGCACCACGGCACGAGCAGGCCCUCACCCCUGGGCCAGAGCCAGCUGCUGACUUGCACGGCGUCCCUGCCGGGGCCCCAGCUUCCCUCUCGGGGCAGGCGGAGCCUGGUCCCUGGGGGUGCUCACACCCCUCAAGCUGGCAGUGGGCCCAGGCCCCAGCCCACCUGCGACCACUCCCGUUCCCCCGUGCUCACUCAUGCAGCUGCACCUGCAUACAGGGUCCUGGUCUCUAACCCCUCCUCAUCUGAGUGGGCCAGCCUGGCCCCAGGGAGGCUGCCAGGUGACGCCGGUGGGGUGAUCUGGGGCACAUGCUAGGACCAGGCUGAGGCCCAGUGGGUCACCAAGCUGAAGCCAGUGUCCAGGGAGCCACCAAGGCCCCACUGCAGGCUGGAGGAGGGGCGUGACCAACAUUCCAGGCCCAAGGAGCCCCCAGCCAGGACACCGCCUCCCACCCUCCUGGUCCUGCUGGCUCCAGACCACCCACUCCUGUGGCGGCACCCCCUCCACGUCUGGGCCGCUUCUCCCCAGUGUUCAGAGCCCAUCACCCCUUCACCCGACCCCGUCUCUCGGAAAAGGCAUAGGCUCUGGAUGUUUGGAAACCCAGGGGCAUUUGAUCUAGUCUACUCGAUUAUUUAUUUUUCCAUAUUUAUAUUUUUAAAUAAAUGCAUACACU